Messenger RNA from Sus scrofa (pig), 666 nucleotides. RefSeq names its product H2A.J histone (gene H2AJ). Gene Ontology annotation, cellular component: nucleosome. Gene Ontology annotation, molecular function: protein heterodimerization activity; structural constituent of chromatin; DNA binding. Lineage: Eukaryota; Metazoa; Chordata; Mammalia; Artiodactyla; Suidae. The record is from RefSeq and is a predicted model, not a curated record.
GCAAAGUGUUGGUAGAGGCAGUUCCGGUGUGAUACGUCGCAUUUCCUUACUAGAAACCGGACCGCUGGAUUUUUUUCUCCUCGCUGGAGUUUUUGGUGAGAGGUAAACAUGUCCGGUCGCGGAAAGCAGGGAGGCAAAGUGCGAGCAAAGGCCAAGUCCCGCUCCUCCCGCGCGGGCCUGCAGUUCCCGGUGGGCAGAGUGCACAGACUGCUGCGCAAAGGUAACUACGCGGAGAGAGUGGGCGCCGGCGCGCCGGUGUACCUGGCGGCGGUGUUGGAGUACCUGACCGCGGAGAUCCUGGAGUUGGCUGGCAAUGCCGCGCGGGACAACAAGAAGACCAGGAUAAUCCCUCGCCACCUGCAACUCGCCAUCCGCAACGACGAGGAGCUAAACAAGCUGCUGGGGAAAGUGACCAUCGCUCAGGGCGGCGUCCUGCCCAACAUCCAGGCCGUGCUGCUACCCAAGAAGACGGAGAGUCAGAAGACGAAGAGCAAGUGACCCUGACUCUGCUAGGGAAGCUGGCUUCCCCAGCCAAGCCUCUUCCCACAGCCGCCCCGCAGUGUUUUUGAAUAUGCUUAAUGUUAUGGAGGGCCGGCUUGGUCUAGUGGGGAGGUGGGCGGCAAAGGGCCCACCGGGGUCGGAGGCCAAUAAAGUCAGUGAAAAUCC